AUGGAAUAUGCACAAAAACUUUUUGGAAAAAAGAUUAGCCCGGAUGAAAUGGUAAAAAAAUGGCAGCGGGAUAUUAGAACACAACAACGCGUACUUGAACGCCAAAUAAAGGAAUUCGGUGAUGUAGAAAAAAAAACUACGAAUCUUUUAAAGCAAAACGCAAAAAAAAAUGAUGUGAAAGCUUGUAAAAUUUUUGCGAAAGAACUGGUAAGAACACGACGCCAGAUAGUAAGGUUGCAUACCAGUAAAGCACAAUUGAAUUCGAUCCAACUACAACUUCAACAUCAACUAGCUACCAUGAAAAUUACUGGAUCGUUAAAAAAAAGCGUUGAAGUUAUGAAAAUGGUUAAUGGGUUAGCAAAGCUACCAGAAAUAUCGAAGGGAAUGCAAGAAUUAUCAGUAGAAAUGACAAAAGCGGGUAUCAUUGAUGAAAUGAUAGAAGACACAUUUGAAUCAUUUGAAGAUAGUGACAUUGAAGAGGAGGCAGAGGAAGAAGUCAAUAAGGUCCUUUUUGAACUCACUAAUGGUUUAAUCGGUGAAGCUGGUGAAGUCGGUGCACCACUAGAUCUAAAUGUUGAAGAGGAAGAGGAAGAACCGGAACUUAACGAAAUGCAAGCCAGGCUACAAGCAUUAAAAUCGUGA
Messenger RNA from Cetraspora pellucida, 642 nucleotides. The record is from the annotation of a GenBank genome assembly. NCBI's taxonomy places the organism in Eukaryota, Fungi, Glomeromycota, Glomeromycetes, Diversisporales, Gigasporaceae.